AUGGAAGUCUCUGCAGAUGAUCCUCCUACAAAACAAGAUGAAACGUCAGAAGCAUCCUCAUCAAAACAAGAAAAUGAUGAAAUUGAAAUAGAAAAAGAUGGUUCCGAAGAGAAUUUUGAUGAUAGUCAGAUGGAUACUGUUGAUUUGGGAUUGGAUGAAACGUAAGUUUUUACUUGGUUUUUGCAUUUAUAUUCGAAGUUCAUAGAAUUAUUGAGAAAUAGGAUCUCUAGAUGCUGAUCCUUGCAAAUUGAACUUUCUAGCUCUGAUGAUCAUUAAAGUUUAAAAUUAUUGAACAGGUCCCACGAUUUGAAAAAAAAACAAGUUUUUUCCAGAAAUCCAACUGAAGAUGAUGAAGAAAUCACAACUACAACAGAAAAAUCUGAAAAUGUAUUUCCGGAAACUGAAGCACAAUCUGAAAAUACAAUAACUUCACCAUCUCCAACACCAGUUAUUGAAUCACUUCCACCACUUCCAGAAGGAAAAGAACUCGAACUUGAAGUAUGUUUUUUUCGUUUUGUUGAUUUCAUCACAUUCAAAAAUGAACCCCCUGCACUAAAAAUUCACCUCUCACGUGUUCACACUAAAAUCUGACCUUAGCCUGAAACCAUGACUUCAUUCUACAUUGAAUAUGAUUUGACACAACCAUCAACACCUUCAAAUCAAAGUAGGCGAGAAAGUUGGUCAAAUUUGAACAACUCAAGUGUUUCUCGGCGUGGAAGCUUGGCUUCAUUUUCAAAAUCGUUCAAUAUUUCAGUGCCAUUUAGUGUGAGACAUUUUUCCGGAAAGAGAAUGGUUUAUUUUUAGAAUUUAACAUAACAUAACAAGUUGCAUGAAAAAUAACUAAUAUUUUUUGAAGCAAAAGUUAUUAUGGUGGGUGACACAAAUCCCUGAAAUUAUCAAAAAUACAAAAAGAAAUGUUGAGAUUUGCAGUUUUGGACAACGGGGUUGUUAUUAGCAGAUCUUAAACUACUAGAAAACAUACAUUUCAUUAGAAAUCUCAAUUGCAAAUUGAAAAAUUUCAUUUUGACCUACAAUUCCAGGUGGCAGGCAUGCUCCUAAUUAAUUUUUCAAAAAUCAUAAUUACAUCCUUAUUGUUCGGUUUUCUCUCGUUUCCCUAACUAAUAAUUCAUGCACGCCACACACUUUUCUUCACAAAUACAAUGAAAUUAUAAGUUUUGAAUGGAACGUUGAAUUGAAUUGAGUUUUCUUUCUUCUCCUAUUUUUGUCAGAAAAUAGAGAUGGAAAAAUGCAAUUAACGCUGACUAACUUUUGUAAAGAAUAUAUAUAUAGUUCUGUAUUUUUGCAAUUUUGUAGGAAGAUGUGACAUCAACAUUGCCUCGAUUAUUAUCAAAAACAACAUUAAUUCAUAGUAAUGAAGAAGGAGCGGAUGAAACAAUUCAAAGAUUGGUUAAUGUUGUACAUUCGAAUAAUAUUGCUGAUCGAACACAAAUUGUUGAUAAUUUAUUCAAUCUUGUAAGCUUUAUUGAUGUUUCCAUUUUUCCUCAAUAACAUCAAAGUUUCAGCUUGUCGGUGGUCAAUUUGAUUUGGAAUCGAAGUUUGUUAUUGAAGAUGCGUCAAAUGUCGAUCAUAUGCUUACACUUCAAUCACAUUGUGAUCAUGAUCUUCAAAAUGAAAUUUGGAGUCUGUUUCUGGCUGUUAUUCGGAAAAGUAAUCGAAAUUUGGAGGCGUGCACAAGAGUUGGACUUAUUUCGAAGUGAGUUCUAAAUUUUUAUCUUGUUCAUCUAUGGUCAUGAUUUUUUACCAAAAAUCUCAUUACCAGUUAUAAAAAAACUUCUCUAGUUUAUGAUUUUUGGUGGGAAAAUUCUGAAAACUCAAUUCAAAGUGUUCGAAAAUCAGAAUUUUUGGUUAGAAAAAUUCCACGCGGCAUAUUUCGAAAUAAAAUGGAAGUUAAAAUUUUCGAAAAUCAGCAGAAAUUUUUAAAGUUUCAAUUCUAAACUUUGAGACUUUAUAGAAGUCGCUUCAAUGUUUUUUAUUUUCGAAAAAAAAAUUCCCCAAUUUUUUCCAGAAUCCUCGAUAUUUUACCCGAUGCUCCUCCACUUUUGGCCGAUUUACUUGUUCAAUUAAUUGCCGCAUUAGUCGCUUAUUCGAUCAAUGUUAAACAGACAAGACAUUUAUUAAGAGCUCUCAAAUCGACGAAUGAGCAAUGGGUUGGUUUUUAGAUCAAGUUCAAAAAGUUUCCAACAAAUAUAUUUUGCAGCCAUCAAAUUCUCUAAAAUUAUUGCAUGUUUUGAAAGAAAUGCCACAACAUGACAGUGCUGAUGUGUUUUUCUCAUUUCCCGGAAAAGACCAAUCUGUGAGUAAAUAUCCUUGUGUUGAAACCAAUAUCUUAUGAAAUUAUUUUUGCAGGGAAUAAUUCUUCCACCAAUAAAAACAAUGCCAUAUCAACAAGGUUGGACAUUUGCAACGUGGCUAAGAAUGGAACCAUUGAAUAGUGUUACAUUUGAAAAAGAACAACCAGUUUUGUAUAGUUUUCGAACAAGCAAAGGAAUUGGAUAUUCGUGUCAUUUCACUGGCAAUUGUCUUGUUCUAAAUAUUGAAAAAACAAAAGGAAAAGAACAAUCGAGAUGUAUAAAAGCAGAAUUAGGAGCAAGAAAAUGGCAUCAUAUUGCAAUUGCACAUUGUUAUUCGCGAUGGGGAAGAUCUGAUAUUAAAUGUUUUAUUGAUGGACAACUUGUUGAAACAAUUGAAUUGUCAUGGGCUGUUGCAUCGCCAACACAUUGGGAUAGAUGUUCGAUUGGUGUGUCAGCUGAUGGAAUUCCGAAUUCGGCAUUUUGUGGACAAAUGGGAGCAAUGUAUUUGUUUGCUGAAGCAUUGAGUAUUCAACAAGCGAAUUCGUUGUUUUGCCUUGGACCUGCAUAUCAAUCAACUUUUAAACAUGAUUCUGAAACGAGUUUACCCGAAGGAUACAAAAAGGUAGGACUUGAAAAUGAGGGAUUUUUUGGAGAAUUUUAUUGUUCAAGAUUCAGUUUUCGAUUCAAAAUUUUAAGAACACUUGAAAUUUGAUGAGUUUUUGUUCAAAUUUCCCGGAAAAUCUCUAUUUUUCCUUUAAUAUUUUAAAAUAUAUUUUUUUGGAUAUAAGGGGCUAAAAAUUCUUUAAAGUUUAAUUUUCAUUAAUUUCUUCACUCUAAAAAUGUCCUCAUUUUCAGCAUUUAUUCGAUGGACAUCUUCAUCAAUCUUUAAUGUUUGCAUAUUGCCCCAAAAAUUGUCAUGGUCAACUUUGCCUCUACACACCAUCUAAAAAUGCGAGCAGUUAUUUUGUCCAAAUUCCACACGCUGUUAUGAAAGAAGGUGUUGAAGUUAUCACAACUCAUUCAAUUCACAAAUCACUUCAAUCAGUCGGUGGUAUUCAAAUUCUUCUUCCAUUAUUUGCUCAACUUGAUUUGCCAUCUUCAAAUGAUCCAAUUGAUGGCGAUGUUUGUCAGACACUUUUAUCACUGAUUUCUUUACUUUUAUCGAGUUCGCAAUCGAGUCAACAACAAUUAUUCCAUAGCAAAGGAUUUUUGAUAAUAUCAAAUUGUCUUCAAAAAGCAUCACCGACUCAUUUAUCAAUGAAUGUUCUUGAACAACUUAUCACAAUUGCAAAGUUUCUUCUUCGAUGUCCAGCCGGCGGUCCUCUUCUCAAACAUUUAUUCGAUUAUAUUUUAUUUAAUCCGAAACUUUGGAUUCGUGCAAAACCAGAAGUUCAAGUUCAUCUUUAUCAAUAUCUUGCAACUGAUUUCUUGGCAAAUAACAAUUUCUCCCAAAUGCUGAGACGUGUUCCAACACUCAUUGAAAUGUGUCACACAUUAAAACACUUCUAUUGGUUAGCACUUCCACAAACAUCAUCAAAUUAUACAGUUGAAGAUCGACCAGAUACAUUUGUAACAAGUGAUAUUGUUUCAAUUCGAAGUGAUAUUUUAACAUUUAUCAAUCGAUUAAUUGUAACACCAUUGAAUAAUGGAGAAGAAGGAGAGGAAAGGAAUCAUGAUCAAGAAAUUCAUACGUUGUUGAAUUUGCUAGCAACAGUUCGAGAAGAUGAUAAUUUAUAUGAUGUUUUAGCUCUUGUCACGAGAUUAUUAUCAGAACAACCAGCUAUUAUGAUUCCGGCUAUCGAUAAGAAUAAAGCACUUGGAAUUAUAUUCAAUUUGUUAGCUGCGCCGAAUGAAUUGAUUCGAAUUCCAGCUCUCAAAAUUAUGGGAUUUUAUUUGAGCAGAAGUACUUUGAAGUGAGUUGAAAAGAGGAAUUUGUUUAUUUUUGUCUUCAGCCAUUCUAUUUUUCCAAUUUUUUGAAGUUAUCAAAAAUUUCCAAACUUUUAAAUUUUCGAUGAAAACUUGGAAACGAAUAGUUUUUCAAAAAAAAAAGUAUUUGCACAAUAUUUUGAAUUUAGAACAUGAUUUUUGUGACAUUUCAUUCUAGUGUUUUAAAAUUUUUCAAUUCAACACAUUAGUAAAAUUAGAAUUAUUUUAUCUGGCCUAAUUGUUUCCUGAAAAAUCCUAUAUAAGUCUAUCUAACCAUAUCUAUUUUCCAGACGAAAAUCUGAAUCAAUGGGACAACAGAAUCUAUUUUCAUUAAUCGGUGAUCGUCUUCUUUCUCAUACAAGAAAUAUUUCACUUUCCACGUACAAUGUUCUUUUCGAGAUUCUUGUUGAACAAAUGACUAAUAAUUUCACAUAUCCAUCACAUCAACCAGCUCAACCGGAAUGGAAGUUAGUUUUUUAUUUCAUUUUUUCUUUGAAUAUCAAUCCAACCAUUUUAAUUUAAGAUUUGAAAAUCCGCAAUUACUCAAAGUGAUUGCUCAUGUUAUAACUCAAUGUGAAGAAAAUGAGAAUAUUGUUAUGAUCAAGAAAUGUUUUUUGAUUGAUAUUAUUAAUAUGUGCCGGGAAAGUAAAGAUAAUCGACGAACAAUUUUGCAAAUGUCAGUUUGGCAAGAUUGGUUGAUUGGACUUGCUUAUGUUUUUCAUACAAAUGAAUCGCAAAAUGAAGUGUCUGAAUUGGUUUGGGAAGCAUUUUCGAUUUUAUUGCAUCAUGCUUUGAGACAUGAAUAUGGUGGAUGGAGAGUUUGGGUGGAUACAUUGGCAAUUGCUCAUUCUAAAGUGUCUUAUGAGAAAUUUAAGAAAAAAUUGGCGGAAGCAAAAAAGACGGGAGAAGAAGCUGAACCGACGCCGAUUUACCGAACACCUGAUUUUGUUUGGUCUGAUGUUCAUGUUCGGCUUUUGACUGAUUUAUUAAGUGGAAUUGAACGAGUUGUUGAAGAAUGGAAAUUGUGAGUUUUUUAGUAGAUCUUAUGGAUUUCGAAAAAGAUUUUCACUGAAAGUUGAUCUAGGAAACAAAUUUAAAUCUGCAGUUUCAGAAGUUUUUUUCUCAAAAUUUCUUCAGUCAUUGAAACAUUUUUUCGGACGUUAACAGUUUUUUUUGGAUUUUUUUUUUCAACAUUUCUAACUUAUAGUAAUGUCAAGGAGUCAAAAAGUGGUUUUUUUCGCCUUAAAACAAGUCCUGGAAAAUACGUUUCAAAAUUUUUAUAUUUGAAAUCUCGAGUGUAAAUUUUAGUUAAUUCAGGAAUGUUAGAAGGAAGGUUCACAAGAAAAUUAAUUUAAAAAAUUGAAGGCUGGAAAUUGAGAAAUCCAAAUUUUUUUUCAAAAGUUUCCCAAAUAUUUAUUUUUCCAGAGUUGAUAGUCAAACUGGAGAUCAAUGUAAUGCAACUGAAAAUCAAGUUUUCGUCGGAAAUGUUGUCCAUGUUAUUUCACAACUCGCUGAUAGUUUAAUAAUGGCAUGUGGCGGUCUUCUUCCACUUCUUGCAAGUGCAACUUCGCCAAAUUCUGAACUCGGAAUAGCCGAUGCUUGCCUUCAACAACUUCCAAUUCAUGUCGCUGCUUCUUUUCUUGUUCGAUUUGCUAAACUCGUUGAUAUGUUUGUUAUCAAUUCAGGAGUUUCAUUUUCUGAAUUGGAACAAGAGAAAAAUAUGCCAGCUGGAGGAGUUUUGAGACAAUCAUUGAGAAUAUCCGCAACUGUUGCAGUUCGACAUAUUUUGGCAGCAAGAACACAAAAUCCUGUUGUGAACACUCCGAAAUUUGAUCCUGAAGCGAACGCAAAAAAUAAGUGUAUUUUCGAUUUCGUAAGAGGAUCUUUAGAAAAUCGCGCACAAGAUGGAUUAGAAGAUCUUGAAAAACUUGUUCAGGAUUCAGAUGUAACAAGAAUUAAAGGAGUUGUUUAUCGAGAUAUGGUUGAAGAAAAUCGACAAGCACAAUUCCUUGCACUUUCUGUUAUUUAUUUGGUAUCAGUUUUAAUGGUGUCAAGAUAUCGGGAUAUAUUAGAACCACCAUCUUCACCGUCUCCAUUUUUCAAUUCAACAACUUCUUCUGAACAUGAUGAUAAAAAAUCAAUAUCAAGUUCGGAAGAUGGACAUGCUAUGAAUGGAAAUGGGCAUUCGAUUGUUGAAAAUGGAGAUAAACAAGAAAUUGGAAAGGAAAAUGGGAAAGAAGCUGAAGAAGAAGCGGAAGAAGUUAAUGGAAAUAUGAAAGAAAGUGAUAUUGCAGCAAUUAAAGUUGAAAAUGUUGAAAUUAAAAAAGAUGGAAAAAAUGAAUAUGAUGCUGCACAACUUUCGAAAUUAUCAGCACUACCGCCGGUCAAACAAACCACUGAAAGAAGAGAAUAUUUGACAACAAAAUUGCAAACUGCAUUGGAAUCCUGUGCUCCGCUUCUUCGAGAAAUGAUGAGUGAUUUUAGAGGAUAUCUUCAGAAAACACUUCUUGGAACACAUGGACAAGAAAUUAUGAAUGAUGGAAAAGUUUUGGAAACUUUGAGAAAUCGAAAUUCAUCAGUUAUUGAAUUGGUUAUGUUAUUAUGCUCACAAGAAUGGCAAACAUCGCUUCAAAAACAUGCUGGUUUAGCAUUUAUCGAAUUGGUUAAUGAAGGUAUGUUGGAAAUAAUUCAAAACCCCGGAUUUUUGAUCAUACCGCACCCAGAAAUCUGAAUUUUUCCGAAAAAAAACCACUCACCAAAAAAUGUAUAUCUUACAUUAGCUAGAGUUCGCCACUGCUGAAUUUCAAAAAUUUCUCGCUCAGGUUUAAGAUACUUAUAAUUUUAAUUAGUAUUUGUGAGAAAUUUCCUAUAUUUUUUCAAAAUUCAAACAUGUCAAUAGUUUUUAUCCCCAAAGUUUAUGAAAUUUUGCAUACAAAAUUUAAUUUCAGGUCGUUUGAUGGCUCACGCAACUCGUGACCACGUUCUUCGUGUUGCAAACGAAGCUGAUUUCAUUUUAAAUCGUCUCCGCGCUGAAGAUGUUAGUAAACAUGCAUAUUUCGAGAAUGAAACUCGUGAACAAUUAUCAGCUCGACAUGAAGAAUACAGUCGAUGUGAUCUUUUGAUUGUUUCUGGCCGUCUUCGUGAUUCUAUCAAUGCUGGAAGACUUCUCGAAAAAAUGUCAGCAAUUCUCAGCGAACCUGGAGAUUCUCAAUCAAUUGAUCAAUUCUGGAAACUUGAUGUUUGGGAAGAUGACAGUCGAAGGAGAAAGAGAUUUGUGCCAAAUCCAAUUGGAACAAAACAUGAAGAAGCGACUGCUGGGGAAAAAAUAGCUGAAGAGCCAAAAGAAUCACCGGAAGAAAAAUUGAGGAAAAUAUUGAAAGGAUUAUCAGCGUAUAAACCAUCGGGAGCAAAUGUGACAAAUGAAUUGGUUGAUGAAUCGGAUAUUGAAAAAUGGGCGAAUGAAGUUGAUCCAACACCUUCAAGUCGUAAGUUGGAUAGAUUUUGGGGGAUGGAGUGGGAAAUGGGUGUUGAAAUUUCAUCAUGUUCUCAAUUUUUGUGAUAAAUACACAUUUUUGAGAAACUUUAAAAAAGUGGAAUAUUUUGGUGAAAAUCUUAGAAAAUUCACACUUUUCUCUGUAAAAUCCACAUUUCCGAAACUUCUUUUUUCAGUUCAAAUUUUGUCUCUCAAUUUUCUCUAAUUUCAAUAGUUUUUCCCCGUUAUCAUUUUUCCAUCGACAAAACACACAUUUUUAUGAGCUAAUCUGUUCUGUUGAAAAGGAACACUGGUGUUUUUGGGCGAUCGUAAAUUUUCGCUCAACCCAAUAAACACACUCUUCUUCUCCAUUUUAAUGAUUUUUAUCUAUUUUCGAAAUAGUACGGUAGAAUCGGAUUUUGACCAACCACAAUGAAAUGAUUUUCAUUUCGUGAACGACAAAAAAGUGAAACAACGCGACAAAAAAUAGGGAGGCGUCAGUUGUUUGAGCAAUUCAUCAUUUUUUCUCGGCCCCAGAUUUUCUUUCAUUUUUGUGACUUUUUUCCGAACAUUUUUCUCUGUUUCGUUUAAUCCAGCCAGGAUUACGAACAAAAAAUGGAACGCGGGCAAAAAAGUCACCUGGCUCUCUCUCGUUUUUAAUAAUAAUUGGAGCACAUUAGUCAUUUUUGGACAAGAAAAGUAAAUAGAAAGUAAUUUAUGAACAAAAGAAUAUAAAUGGUUGGCUGGUAGGAAAAACGAGAGUGGUUUUUUGGCGCCAGAAAAUAGCAUACGGUAGUUUUUGAAAAAUUCGGUUGGAGAAAUUUGGAAUCCACGUUGAAUUUAAGCCUUAAAAAUCUAAGCCCAAACACACCCAUGUUUAUGCUCAAAAUGCUCGAAAUUUUAAACUAAAAUUGAGAGCUCUCAAAUCCACGUGGAUUUCUCAACAUUUUGAGCCCAAAUCUGAGAAUUUUCAGAGUCAAAAUGCUUGAGCUGGAAUUGAAAAUUUCAAAAUUCAAUUUUUAUUACCCGCUUGAUUUCACAACGUGUCAAAUUUAAUAAUGUUGAAUAUUUUUGACACACCCGUCACCCAACCAAUUAAUAGGGCCAAUUAGAACAUUUGUCGCCCCCCGAAAAUCUCAUAAUUGUAUUUUAUUCGAUUUUCCUCUCCCCCUUUUUUCCCAGUUGUCCAUAUUAAUUCAUCAUGUUUUUUUUUGCAGAAUCUGCUUGCUUUUCAACAUUUGCCAAACUCAUUGCUCCUGGAAUCGUUGUGCCUGGAACACUUUCAGUCACAGCCACUGAUUUGUUUUUCGAUGCCGAUGAAGAACAUCCAUUGUAUAAGAGACAAUCACAACAGGUAAAAAAUAAUUUAUGA
This is a messenger RNA of Caenorhabditis angaria, 9082 nucleotides long. Lineage: Eukaryota; Metazoa; Nematoda; Chromadorea; Rhabditida; Rhabditidae. The record is from the annotation of a GenBank genome assembly.